Messenger RNA from Lottia gigantea (owl limpet), 1233 nucleotides. RefSeq lists its product as hypothetical. The record is from RefSeq and is a predicted model, not a curated record. The transcript has 8 exons. The coding region runs from base 99 to 824 and encodes 241 amino acids. Gene Ontology annotation, cellular component: Myb complex; transcription repressor complex. Gene Ontology annotation, biological process: negative regulation of transcription by RNA polymerase II. NCBI's taxonomy places the organism in Eukaryota, Metazoa, Mollusca, Gastropoda, Lottiidae.
GCGGCUUCUUUGAUUGAAUUAUGAUGAAAAAUAUAAUAAAUAAUUGAAGAUACUUCUAAUCUUUAAGCGAAUUCGAUAUAUCCAUUGCAUAGACCAAAAUGUCAAGUGCUAAAGGAAAACAUGUUGAAGUUGCUUCAGCUAGAAAUAGACUUGGUGCCACAUUACAGAAUCUUGUAGAUCAGAAAGAUGAUGGACCAAGUGAUAGUGAGGAGGUUACUCAUCCAGUUUUACCCACACCAAGAUCAUCUAAUUCAAAUUCUGCCUCUCCCAAGAAAUCUCCAUCUAAAGCCAACAGAAAACGAAAGCGAAAAGAUGACCUAGGAAGUUUAAGGUCUGGACAGCCACAACAUACAUAUGUGAUGAAGUUAUUUGAUAGAAGUGUUGAUUUAGCUCAGUUUAAUGAAGAAACUCCUCUAUAUCCAGUAUGCAGAGCUUGGAUUAAGAACGAUCCACAGAGUAAAGAACCACUGGUAGCUCCACCUGUACAGAGAUCCCCGUCACCUAGUCAGGACAUUAAACCUGGCAGUGAUGACGAGAUGGACAGGUUCCCAGAUGUAUAUGAACUGCCCCCACCAAUAAAACAAGAGAAGAGUGAUAUACAUGUUGAUCAUCGUGUACCAGUACCUACCCCUCAACCACAGGAACAUCUUGAUAUUCAUUCUACUAAUGAAGGAGCCCCACCAGAACAACUGUUAAUAAAUCAUAUGGCAAGAUGGAAAGAAACCAGAAACAGAUGGCAGAUAACAGGGUUAAAAAAUGAAAUGAGAUAUGCUGACAGUAUGUGUAUAUUAAAACAGAUGUAUGAUAGACAGUGUCAAAAAUAAACAUUGUGAAUUUUAUAUACUUAAAAGGAUCUAAUCUAUGUAUUGUAUAAUAAUAUAAUCCACCAUAGUGAACAGAUAAUGGCUGGUGCUUUCAAUUAUUUUGGCGAUACAUUUUAGUACAUAAUUUCAUAUUUCUUACAAUUUAUUGUUGCACUUGAAACCAGCAUAAAAUCCAGAAGAACUAUCAGGCUAAUGAAAGAGACUUCUAUAGACCAAAUAAAAGUCAUAAUUUUUGAAUGAAUUGAGCCAUACUAGUGAGUUGUAUUCAGAUAGCUUUGAGAUGGGGAUCCAACCAUAAUAUUCAUACUAUACCACUUUGGAUUAGACUUACAACUUCAUGCUCACUGUUCAUUCAUAAAAUAUGUCAAGAAAAUCCCCAAAAUGACAAAAUAAACACUUUUCAUAUUAA